UUCUUUUUCUUUGUAGAUUUUCAUCUUAUUCUUGUCAAAAACAAUGACUAGGAAGAAGGUGAAACUUGCUUUCAUUGAGAACAAUACCGCAAGGAAGGUAGCAUACAAGAAAAGAAACAAGAGUUUAUUGAAGAAGGUCGAUGAAAUAUCAACACUUUGUGGUAUCGAGGCUUGUGCGAUUAUUUAUGGCCCAUACGAUCCUCAACCUGAGAUCUGGCCAUCACCAUCGGGAGUUGAAAAGGUGCUUUCGAAGUUCAAGACAGCACCGGAGUUUGACCAAAGCAGAAGGAUGGUGGAUCAAGAUAGUUUUCUGAAACAAAGAAUUUCCAAGGCUGAAAAGCAACUGAAAAGGCAAUGGGCAGAUAACAAAGAGAUUGAAACAACCAUGCUGAUGUUUCAAUGUCUCAAUGCUGGGAAUGUCGUGCAGAACAAUAUGUCGAUGGGUGAUUUGAAUGAACUUUCUCACAUGAUUAAUCAUAAUUUGAGGAAGAUUGGUAGAAGGAUUGAAUCAGUUGAUAGUGAAAAUAUUAAUCAACAAAAUCCAAUCGAAAGUCAAGUCAUGGCUGCUCAAAGCAAAGUCCAACUCCCUAUGGCACCGCCACCACCACUACUACCACCGCCGCCGCCACCACCAACCGUACCUGAUAAUGAUGAUAUUGAAAUGAUGAGUAGGUUGGGAUGGAUAUGAAUAAUAAUGUCAUUCAAAAGCAGUUGUUUAUGGACUUGAUGAUGCAUAUCCUUUGAGGUGGAUAUGACGACUUUACUCCAAAAUUUUAAUUAUAUGAUGAUUUAUAUUUUUGGUUUUUUUUUUUGUAUGUGAAGAUACAAUCAUUGGUCUUCAUAGUGUAAUUUUCACUUGUUUUAUGUAUUGGUGUUUGAUUGA
Messenger RNA from Vicia villosa (hairy vetch), 883 nucleotides. RefSeq names its product agamous-like MADS-box protein AGL80. The coding region runs from base 44 to 688 and encodes 214 amino acids. Lineage: Eukaryota; Viridiplantae; Streptophyta; Magnoliopsida; Fabales; Fabaceae. The record is from RefSeq and is a predicted model, not a curated record. Gene Ontology annotation, biological process: positive regulation of transcription by RNA polymerase II. Gene Ontology annotation, molecular function: RNA polymerase II cis-regulatory region sequence-specific DNA binding; DNA-binding transcription factor activity, RNA polymerase II-specific; protein dimerization activity. The transcript has a single exon.